Oldenlandia corymbosa var. corymbosa is the source of this 1881-nucleotide messenger RNA. The record is from the annotation of a GenBank genome assembly. NCBI's taxonomy places the organism in Eukaryota, Viridiplantae, Streptophyta, Magnoliopsida, Gentianales, Rubiaceae.
AUGGAUCUCGUUCUGAUCAUUUCCACAUUCAUUAUUCUUCUAAGCUUGUGUUUGAUUCACGUCCCGAAAUCACUGUGCCAGCAUCCACAGUUUUUGGCCUGUGGUGGUGGCGGCUUUCAGUGUGGAGACAUAAACUUCACUUUUCCCUUUUGGACUGGGAAUGAACCAAACAUUGGUUGCGGUUAUCCAGGUUUCCAGGUAAGUUGCCAUAACGGCGCCAGGAUGAGGAUCGGAGAUCUAACAUACAUAGUCCUCGCCCUCGGCCUGGAUUACUCCCCUUUGAAAACUGUAACUGUUACAAGAGAGGAUAUGUGGAAUAAUACUUGUUCCGCACUUCUCAAAAACACUACUUUGGAUUCCAACAUCUUCAGCUACGCUAGCAACACUCAAAACCUUACUCUUUUUUACGGUUGCCCUUCUUCUUCUCGGUCCAGGGCUAAUCCAUCGAAUGAGUUUACUUGUGUUGUAAAUGGUACCUCAACUCGCAAUUUUUUCACUAUGAGUGAUUCCGAUACAACUUUCCUUUCUCAAUUUAAAUGCAAUAGCACCAUACAUGUACCAGUUCAUCAGACUUCUGCUCAGAAUUUAAUGGAUGUUGUUGGCCUAAGUAAUGUGCUACGCGCUGGCUUUACAUUGCAAUAUGAAGCAAAUAAUACAGCCUGUGAAGGAUGCAUUCAGUCAGGCGGGCGAUGCGGGUACAAUUAUGCUUCCAGUUCAUUUGUGUGCUACUGCUUUGAUCGUCCCUACGAUCUGGCAUGCUCUGCAGCUCGAACAAGCAGUACCGUGAAGUUUUCUCGAGUUGCAGUGACUUCAGUAGUAAUCAUAAUAUUAAUCUACUGCCUUGCUAAAAAGAACUCAUGGUGGGAGGCACUGAUUCACUGGAAGUCGAAGAAAAGAAACAACCAACUCGUUCAGGAGUUCAUAAGGAAUUACGGAUCCAUCGCUCCCAAGUUAUACACUUAUUCAGAAAUCAAGAAGAUGACCAGUUCAUUUAAGAACAAAUUGGGCCAUGGCGGUUAUGGUUGUGUAUACAAAGGUACGCUGUCUGAUGGUCGUGAGGUAGCUGUCAAGGUCUUGAAUGAUAACAAGGGGAAUGGUGAGGAUUUCAUCAAUGAAGUUGCCGCUAUUAGCAGAACUUCCCAUGUUAAUGUUGUCAAUCUAUUAGGCUUCUGUUACAACAGGGGAAAGAGAGCAUUGAUCUAUGAGUUCAUGCCGAAUGGAUCCUUGGAUAAGUUCAUAACUAAGAAGGAAUCUUCACAGGACACAAUGAAAGAUCAGUUGGAGUGGGAAUUGUUGUACAAAAUUGCAGUUGGCAUUGCACGAGGACUGGAAUAUCUGCACCAGGGUUGCAACACAAGAAUUGUUCAUUUUGACAUAAAGCCUCAGAAUAUACUUCUGGACAGAAACUUCUGUCCCAAGAUUAGUGAUUUUGGCUUAGCUAAAUUGUACAAGAGGAAUGAGAGCAUUUUAACUACAAUGACUGCUAGAGGGACCAUUGGAUAUGUUGCCCCAGAAGUAUUUUGCCGAAACUUUGGUGGAGUUUCUCAUAAAUCCGACAUCUAUAGUUAUGGAAUGAUGGUACUUGAAAUGGUCGGCUUGAGAAGGAAACUCGAGCCUAAUUCACAACAAACUAGCGAAAGCUAUUUUCCGAAUUGGAUAUAUGAGCAUGUGGAAGAUGGAAAAUCCUUACCAGUCGAAGGCGUGGUGAAUGACAAAGAGGAAGAGAAUGCAAUGAAGAUGAUCUUAGUAGGACUAUGGUGCAUCCAAACAUAUCCAGCUGACAGGCCAUCAAUCAGUAAGGUUGUAGAAAUGCUUGAGGGUAGCCUCCAUUCGUUGGAGAUUCCACCAAAACCUUUUAUAGAUUCCCCUAUUGAUGGAUAA